This is a messenger RNA of Lodderomyces parapsilosis, 2106 nucleotides long. RefSeq names its product aminopeptidase P. NCBI's taxonomy places the organism in Eukaryota, Fungi, Ascomycota, Pichiomycetes, Serinales, Debaryomycetaceae. Gene Ontology annotation, molecular function: metalloaminopeptidase activity. The transcript has a single exon. Bases 1 to 2106 code for a protein of 701 amino acids. The record is from RefSeq and is a predicted model, not a curated record.
AUGUCAAGAGUAGCUAGAGCACAGUGCGCGAACUGUACCUGUUCACCAGGUUUGUUAUCAAGGACUAAUAAAAAGUCUGUGUCAUUUGCUAAAAGAAUUAAUCUCAAUAGACUCAACAGCAGUGGCAGUAUCAAAGAUGGACAACAAUCGAGAAAGGGUUCUGUCUUUACUUUAGAUCCAUCUUUGUGCUUGCCUGAAACUAAAGAGGUCAACACUACUCAAAGAUUGGAAAGAUUGAGACAAGAAAUGAAGAAACAAGAUUUAGGUAUCUAUAUUGUCCCCAGUGAAGAUCAACAUCAAUCCGAAUACACUUCUGCUUAUGACCAAAAAAGAAGCUUUAUUAGUGGUUUCAGUGGUAGUGCAGGUAUUGCCACUAUCACUAGAGAUUUGAAUAGUGUUGGGGGCGAUGACUUUACUCAAGGUAGUGCAGCAUUAUCAACUGAUGGUCGUUAUUUCACUCAAGCACUUGAUGAGUUGGACUUUAAUUGGAUCUUGUUGAAACAAGGAGCCAAAGGUGAACCUACUUGGGAGGAAUGGACGGCACAACAAGCAUCUCAGUUGAGCUUGGAUAGUGGGUCUAAAGUGAAAAUCGGUAUUGAUCCUAAAUUGUGGAGUUACAAACAGUAUCAAAAGUUCAAAGGCAUUGUUGAUAAGCAGUUGGAAAAGACACCAAAGGCCCAGAUUGAAAUUACACCAGUGACCGAUAACUUAGUAAACAAGAUUUGGGAGGAAUUUGAGACUUUGCCUCCAUCAACGCUUGGGGAAAUAAAACAUUUGGAUCUGACUUUUACCGGUAAAGAGGCAAGUGAUAAGAUAAAGGAGAUAAGAGACCAGGUAAUUAAAGAUGACGUUGAUGGUUUGGUAGUUACCGGAUUGGAUGAAAUUGCUUGGUUGUUGAAUUUGCGUGGACUGGAUAUUCCAUAUAACCCAGUAUUUUACGGUUUUGCCAUACUCACAAAGACUCAAUUAAAGCUAUUCGUAGGGGAGAAUAGGCUAUCUUCAAACAUCAUCGAAAAUUUGGGAAAGGUUGGCGUUACAGUUGAACCUUAUGAACAGUUUUACACAUCGCUAAGCUCACUUUCAAAGGAGUUUGCAGUUGACAACAAGAAACUAUUUGUACCAAAUAAUGCAAAUUGGGAGGUUGUACGAAGCUUGCAGUGUUCAUUCACUGAAGGAUUAUCACCAGUUGAAUUACAAAAGUCAAUCAAGAAUGAAACUGAAUUGAAAGGAGCACAAAUUGCCCAUUUGAAAGAUGGUAGAGCAUUGAUUAAAUUUCUUGCUUGGUUAGAACAUGAAGUCGUAGAAAAGGGAGAAUUAAUUGAUGAAAUUACUGCUGAUGAAAAAUUGACUGAAUUUAGACAAAAGGAGGAUAACUUUGUUGGAUUGUCUUUUGAAACUAUUAGUGCUACUGGAGCCAAUGGUGCAGUAAUACAUUAUGCACCUGUGAAAGGAGGAUGCUCUGUGAUUAACCCAGACAAGAUAUAUCUCAAUGAUUCAGGUUCGCAGUUUUUGGAAGGUACAACCGACACCACCAGAACUGUUCACUUCACCACCCCAUCUAGAGAGGAAAUAAGAAACUAUACCUUGGUGUUGAAGGGAAACAUUGCUUUAUCAACGUUGAAAUUCCCUGAAGGAACAACUGGAAAUCUAAUUGACUCAGUAGCAAGGCAGUUUCUUUGGGAUUAUGGGUUAGACUACGGUCAUGGAACAUCUCAUGGCAUUGGUGCAUAUCUCAAUGUUCAUGAGGGUCCAAUAGGUAUUGGUCCAAGACCAAACGCCGCUGCAAACCAAUUGCAACUGGGCAAUUUGAUUUCAAAUGAACCUGGUUUUUAUAAAGAAGGCGAGUAUGGAAUUCGUAUCGAAAAUGUCAUGUACAUCAGGCCAAGCAAGUAUACGUUUGCCGGAAAAAAGUUUUUGGAAUUUGAGACUGUAACUAGAGUUCCAUUUUGCAAAAAAUUGAUUGAUCCUUGCAUGUUGACUGAAAAGGAAAUUAGAUGGAUUAACAAGUAUCAUUCUACAAUUUGGAGGGAAUUGAGUGAUAGCUUGGACAAGAAUAGUAUCACUUACAAGUGGUUAAAGAGAGAAACUGAGCCUAUCGCUCCAUGA